Messenger RNA from Schistosoma bovis, 1931 nucleotides. The record is from the annotation of a GenBank genome assembly. NCBI's taxonomy places the organism in Eukaryota, Metazoa, Platyhelminthes, Trematoda, Strigeidida, Schistosomatidae.
AUGUCUAAAUCCUGGAAGUUACAACAAACUCAAAGAACUGCCUUAGACGCAUAUACUACUUUUUUAGAAGGUUUAAAAGCGCCAUCAUCUCAUGCUACUGCCAUUUCAAAAUUAACAUCAUCAGCGGCAGCAGCCACUACAUCAUUAAGGAGUUCAAUAUCUCAUAGUCAUGAAACACGUUUUGGUAGUUUAACAUCAGAAAUUAGCCAACGUGUAACUCCACAAAUUAUAGAAGAUAAUACAGAUAAUCGAAAUAAUAAAACAACUACUAGUGGUACCUCAAUCUAUUGGCGACGUAUGUCACGUGUAGCUGAUAAUGUAACAUGGAAUUUACGUUUAUUAACAGGACAAACUGAACUAAUGACAUUAUUAUUAAAUGAAUCAAAUGAAUGGAUAAAACAAGCAAAAGAAUCUAGUCAAUCUACUGGUCUUUUAAUCAAAUCCAAUAUAACUAAUCUAAUUGAUUCACAUUGUUCACCAACUUAUUCUGAUAAAGAUCAAUUAACUAAUGAAUUAAGUAUAGAAAUUCCUUUAACGAAUAAGCCAAUAAUUGAAGAUCAUCUAAUACAAAAUCAUCAAACUUCAUUAGAUCAAUCAUUAAGCAUAAUGAAUGAUGAUGAUAAAAUGCCAAAUCUUAUGAAUAAUAAUACAACAAUAUUAAAUAGUUCAUUAUCACCUUUAUUAGAAAGUUCCUGUACAAAUCAAUCUGAUUUUAUUUCAAAUGAAACAACUUUAAUCAAAUCAAAUCUUGUGAAAAAUCUUUAUUCAUAUAAGAUUUCCACAGAUAUUAAACAAAAAUCUAGAUUAUCAUCGAAUGAAAGCACAACAACAACAACAACAACAACAACAAUUAUGUCACCUAGUAUCAUUACAACAAUAACUACUACUACUGCUGCUUCUACUACUACUGCUACUACUACUACUAACACUCAUACUACUCAUUUUACGAAUAUUAUUAAUAGUAGUAUAAAUAGUGUAACUACAACAACAACAACAACAAUGACAAAAACACUACCAACUUAUAGUAAUUCAUCAUCAGGAAAUUUAUCAAAAAUUAAAAAUCGUUUUAAUCAAGCAUGGAAGAAAUAAACUUCCAGUUUAUGUGAUUAUCCAAAACAUUUGAAUAUGAAAAUGAUUAUUAUAUUCAUUGGAUUGAAAUACCCCUUUUAUAUAUAUAUAUAUAUAUCACCUAUAUGAUUCAUAAUAGAUUUCCUAUUACAGAGCAGAAUAAACAAACUUAUCAAAGAGAAGAAUUAUUAUACAUUUGUGAUAUUAGCAUAAUAAAAGAGUAUUCAAAUUGUGUAUAAAAACAAUUUGUUAAACUCCAUAUAUCAGUAUUUGUAAACAAUUAGAAUAAUUGACUGAUUAAUUUCUCCCUUAUCCCUACCCCUCGACCCCUCCCCCCCUCCUGCAUUAUGCAUGAAAUGUUAUAUAAUCAUACUAUAAUAACAAUGUAAACAUUGUACACUUAAUUGAUUCAGAUUAUAUGAAAAAUUGGCAGAAAGGAUGGACCUCUAUUCUAUUCUAUAGUAUAUAUAUAUACGGAGAGAGAGAGGGGGGAUUAGUGUCCGCAUUUUCUGCACGAAAAGUACAUGUGAAUAAAUAGAUCCAAGGAAUAUUCAACAUUCUUCUAUAUACAUAAUUAAACAUUAUACAUCGACAUAUAUAAAUAUACAAAAAAUCUUUGUUUCAGAUUUGAUGCAUUUAAUUCUAAAUUGAAUUUCAUUUUGUGUUGAUCAGAUUUGUUUUUCUCUUUUUUCUUUGUCUCCUUUUCCUUUCUCUUCUUCUUCUUCUUCUAAUUAUGACUUAACCGUCAUCAUUUCGUUGUCUUCUUUUCUUUUCCUUUUAAACUUUCUCCAUAAUUCGGUUUCAUUUACAAAGUUGUUGACAAGCACUUUUUUUUCCUGUUUCUUCUUCUUCUUCUUCUUCUU